UCGAUGUUACCCGGUGCCAACACAUGCUGGCAUCUGUAUUUACCUGCCAUGUUCGUCUGUGUCCCGUAUCCGCCUGUAACACGCACAUAACGAGGUCUCGGCAGAGAAACAAACAACGACAGCUAUGGAUGAGAGACUUUGAAAUGACCCACAUAAUAUAAAAGUUGUGUGCUCGCUAGUCUCUGUAGUAGUCCUCAAAUUCACGAGCAAAAUAUAUUGUCAGUAUGGGGUUUUAUAGUAUCAGCCGUCUCUGUUGAUUUCAUAAACUUUUUUUUUUUCCAAAGGAGGAAUUUGUCAAAUUUGCGUUGCAGUUUUGUUUAAAUCUCUGUUGUCAUCCAUCUUAGAUGGCAGGUUGGAAAAAAACGCUCUGGCUUAAAGUUAUGUCUUAAAACAUGGAUGUCUGAUCAUAUAAUUUGGCAAUUUAGUCUUAGCUUGUCGAUCAUUCCCCUCCUCAACACUGCCGUUCUCUAAAAGUUUAAAAUGACAUAGUCUCGUUUUUAAUUUGUUGACUUUUUCAGUUGGUAGUUAGUGGGUAUUUCACAGAUCAAACCUAGAGUUGUUUGUUGAGUUGUUUCCGCUAAGGGUAGCUAACUCCAUCCUUUUAUCCGACAUACAAAUACAAAAGUAGAGAGUGUAGCCACAGUAUUCUACACUAGAUAAGAUCAUCAAAAUCUAACCAUGGGGGACCCAACCUCACGAAGAAAUCAAACAAGAAAUCGACUUCGAGCUCAACUUCGGAAGAAAAGGGAAUCUUUGGCUGAUCAGUUUGACUUCAAGAUAUAUAUAGCCUUCGUUUUCAAGGAAAAGAAAAAGAAGUCUGCACUCUUUGAAGUAGAUGAAGUGGUACCAGUGAUGACCAACAACUAUGAAGAAAACAUCCUGCGAGGUGUGCGGGAUUCUGGCUACUCUCUUGAGAGUUCAAUUGAACUCCUGCAAAAAGACGUUGUGCAACUGCACGCUCCCCGAUACCAGUCAAUGAGAAGGGAUGUGAUAGGCUGCACACAGCAGAUGGACUUUAUCCUUUGGCCACGCAAUGACAUUGAGAAGAUUGUCUGUCUGCUGUUCUCCAGAUGGAAGGGGGCUGAUGACGAACCCUUUAGGCCUGUUCAGGCCAAGUUUGAAUUUCAUCAUGGAGAUUAUGAGAAGCAGUGCGUGCAUGCUUUGGGUCGUAAAGACAAGGCUGGAAUGGUCCUGAACAACCCAACUCAGUCUGUGUUUCUCUUCAUGGAUAGACAGCACUUACAGACACCUAAAACCAAGGCCACAGUUUUCAAGUUGUGCAGCCUCUGCCUGUACUUGCCUCAGGACCAGCUGACCUGCUGGGGUGUGGGAGACAUCGAGGAUCACCUCCGCCCAUACAUGCCUGAUUAGGGCUUCCUGCUCCAACCAGCCACAUAGGGAAAAGCCCCUCCCCUUUUCUCCUGCCUAAGCCUUUGGAAGCAAAUUGAUGUACUCAUCUCCAUCUUUUUCCCUUUAAAAGAUUUGAACUUGUGCUUGGAUCUUUCCUUUUCCCUUUUUUGUUGCCUACUCAUUCACCCCUCCCUGACCUGUGGCUGAUUCAGUUGCAUCCUCUUUUCCUCCCUCACACUCCAAAUGCCCCUCCCCCUUCUCUACCACCAUUUUGUUGGUUGCCCUUUUUUUGUUUUUCCCUCCCUGUUUACUCCCUCAUCCAUUUUUAUUUGAACCUGCACGAACAUUGAUUUUGAGUGGUUGGUUGUUCUAUUGGAGGCUCGCUGUCAACAGCACCGGUCAUUGAAGGAACUCUAUGUUGCAUCAAAACAGGAACAAACACCCAGGUCUUCACGGUGGUUCUCAGAUGGACGUGCUUUUAGAUCCUUGUUGUCAUAAGAAAGGAUUGUUAAAGCUUGUUUGUAAUGUCAUUGGGGUUAGUAGAACAACUUUACACAAUCUGUUGACCAAGGACAGGUGUGAAUAGGUGUUAAAACACCGGUGUACACAAAGAUAACAAUAUGAACAAUAUUUGUCAAAUCAUAUGGUGUAGGAAUUGCUUCUUAUAAUCUGCCUUAGUUUUUUUUUUUUUUUUUUUUGGGACUUCAAAGAUGUUUUUGGUAUCAUUUGCUUUCCUCUGAAACAUGCUAGGCAGGCCUUCACUAAUAUCUCAAGUGACUUAAAAGGCAUUGUUCAUAAAGUUGAGACAUGUUAGAUGUUGAAGGUCAUUGUCACCUUUCAAGCCGUUCAUGCACUAUUCAAGCUACUGAAAUCUGAUGUACAUUUAUUUGGGAUGUGGGUUGGUGAUACUCUGAAAUGUGUAAUAGUUAAUGUUUAACAUAACCUAACAAUUUGCUAAAAGAUACUGUAUUUUAGUUCAAUUUGACCUAGUAAAAUUAAAAUUAUUUCCUGCCAUGCUCACCAAAUUAAAAUUGAAGUCUACGGGCUUGCUUGUUAAAGAAUAAGUACUUGGUACAUAUAAUUUUGCUCAUUGAUUCAGUGUGUUCAGUUCAAAGAUUAUAAGGUGUGUUACAUUUGUUUUUUUUCUGUUUGAUUCUCAAAUCAAUUCUGCUGAGCAUAUCCCAAUACACUGCAAAUUCUAAAAGCAUAA
Solea solea (common sole) is the source of this 2560-nucleotide messenger RNA. RefSeq names its product chromosome 20 C6orf62 homolog (gene c20h6orf62). NCBI's taxonomy places the organism in Eukaryota, Metazoa, Chordata, Actinopteri, Pleuronectiformes, Soleidae. The transcript is spliced from 5 exons. The record is from RefSeq and is a predicted model, not a curated record. The coding region runs from base 679 to 1371 and encodes 230 amino acids.